AUGCGCAGGUCUAGCACCGAUGAGUCGACCUAUCACAGGAGCCCUUCCCUGGACAGCAAGGAUUACAGUUUCCCAAAUGGCACCUUUCGUCGCUACAGCAGCAUGUAUGGUGGCCAGUUCGGGGCUGCCAGCAACUCUUUUUUUGGAUUCCACACCAACCCAGGCCCUAAGGCCACCAAGGCUAAGUACACGUCCCCCAAGGGAAACAAGUACGUUGUCUUUUACCUGGAUCUCUCGUUUAUUUUUCUCCUAGAACUGAAGAGGUGCAGCAUGGCUCACAACUGCUUGCAGUGUAUCAAGUACCUAAUGUUUGUCUUCAACCUUCUCUUCUGGUUGGGAGGCUGUGGAAUCCUUGGAGUAGGCAUCUGGCUCGCUGUUACCCAAGGGAACUUUGCCACCCUCUCCUCUUCUUUCCCAUCCCUGUCAGCUGCCAACCUACUGAUCGUCACAGGGACAUUUGUCAUGAUCAUUGGCUUCGUGGGCUGCAUAGGCGCCAUCAAAGAAAACAAGUGCCUCCUGCUGAGUUUUUUUAUCAUGCUGUUAAUUAUAUUUCUGUUGGAGCUCACUGUUGUGAUUCUGUUCUUCGUCUACACCGACAAGAUUGACAAGUAUGCUCAGCGGGAUCUGAAGAAAGGGCUUCAUUUGUAUGGGACAGAUGGAAAUAUUGGCCUAACUAAUGCAUGGAGCAUCAUUCAAACAGAUUUCAGAUGCUGUGGAGUCUCCAACUACACUGAUUGGUUUGAAGUGUACAAUACAACCCGGGUGCCGGACUCCUGCUGCUUAGAAUUCAGCGAGAACUGUGGACUCCACUCCCCAGGGACCUGGUGGAAAGCGCCUUGCUACGAAACAGUGAAAAUAUGGCUCCAGGAAAACUUAUUAGCAGUGGGAAUCUUUGGAUUGUGCACAGCUAUGGUGCAGAUUCUCGGACUCACCUUUGCAAUGACCAUGUACUGUCAGGUGGUCAAGGCAGACACCUACUGUGCAUAG
Molecule: messenger RNA, 987 nt
Organism: Opisthocomus hoazin
Lineage: Eukaryota; Metazoa; Chordata; Aves; Opisthocomiformes; Opisthocomidae
Gene: TSPAN4
Product: tetraspanin 4
Cellular component (GO): plasma membrane
Source: RefSeq, a predicted model, not a curated record